ACACAUACAGCGGGCGCAUCUCAUACCUGUGUGUUCGAGUGCAAGAGAGAGAAAGAGAAAAAUAUUCUUGAGAUACUUCGAGGAGUUCAAUAGGACUAUUGUGGUUUUACAAUGGAUUACGGAUAUGACAGUCUUGAACCUUCCUUCACUUCACCUGAACCCUUGGUUGCAAGUGGAGGAGAUAUAGAUUCUCUGUGCCAAACUUAUUUCAAUAACGAGGAUUUCUAUUCCGAGGAGCGGCAUUUCUAUCCACAGAAAACCAUGGAAACCAAUAACUGGAGAGUUGGGGCAGACCAAGCAUCCGGAACGUAUGAUGACUAUGGCGCUUCGGCCUCCUACUACGACGUCAACGACUGGAAGCUUUCCGACAAAGUCCUCCACGACCUGAAGCCCUUUCUGCUGGACGAGGAAGAGUGGUCUCCGGAGCAAGGAAGCAAUUACGACGCGCUAACCUACGAGGCGUCAGACUGGGACCUCCCACUUCAGAACCUAGAUAAUCUAGCGCUGGAUGACGAGCCGUGCGACGGAUCUACAGGUGAGCUUCAGCAGUCUCUGUACCCACCAUCCAGUGCAGUGUAUUCGUCUCCAGAGCCGCUGCAUUCUUCGAGCGACGGCCACGUGCCUGAUAAUGAACCGCAGCUCUUUACACAGCCUCCCGAUGUACUGGAGAAGAUCCCUUCGAAAAGAAAACGAGUUCGAGGUCCUAAAAACUGGGAGUUCCUGAUCCGGCUACUGGCAGACAAGCGAACGAAUCCGUCUUUGAUUCGCUGGGAAGAUGAGUCUACGGCGACCUUCCGUCUGGUUCAGCCUGAGAAAAUCGCGCACAUGUGGUCCACACGAACGCCAGAUUCUCCUCCUUUAACUUAUAACAAUUUCGCUAGAGGUCUCAGGUACCAUUAUAGCAGAGGCGCUUUACAACCAGUGUCAGAAAAACAGCUGGUGUACCGAUGUGGGCCCAAGGCUCUCCAGUACCUGAUCGACCUGCGAAAGGUUUCUUCCUGAGGUGAUGUUUUCAAAGCGGGAAUGAGUAACACGAGAAAAGGCAAAAUCAAAAGAGACAGUGUGAAAUGUGUUAUAGAGAUUGAAGUGAAGGCAGAGGGAAGGCAAGGCAGAAAGUACUAUAGACAAUGUACAAAACACAAGAGGAAGUUAUUUUUUAUAGUUGGUCCCCAGAUUUACAUGUGUGUUAAGAUUAUAUGUGAUUGACAUAUUAUAUGCUAUAUGCCAAAGAUUAGUUAUGAGAAGUGGUAGCUAUAUGUAAUUUUGAUAUAUCGUAUAUCGGCAUUAUUUAUAAUAAAUUAUUGACAUACUUUGCGCGACAUAUUUUACCUGUGUGUCAAUGUUGCAUCCCGAAAAGCCAGUAUAACAAUUUCAGAUUCUUUCAUUCUGGCCUCGUGAAAUAAGUCUGUAUUGUUACUCUCUCUUCAAUCAGCACUAUUUAUUGAACUGCACUAUACCUUGCCCUAUAUUUUUUAUAUAUAUAUGUUAUAUUUGAAAACACGAGUUGCUGUUACU
This is a messenger RNA of Penaeus monodon (black tiger shrimp), 1515 nucleotides long. RefSeq names its product ETS homologous factor-like. Bases 112 to 1002 code for a protein of 296 amino acids. The transcript is spliced from 5 exons. NCBI's taxonomy places the organism in Eukaryota, Metazoa, Arthropoda, Malacostraca, Decapoda, Penaeidae. The record is from RefSeq and is a predicted model, not a curated record. Gene Ontology annotation, molecular function: sequence-specific DNA binding; DNA-binding transcription factor activity, RNA polymerase II-specific. Gene Ontology annotation, cellular component: nucleus. Gene Ontology annotation, biological process: regulation of transcription by RNA polymerase II; cell differentiation.